AUGGCAGUGGCAGUAAAGUUUUGUUAUAGACGGCAUUCGGCGGACAGUCGUGUUGGCCGCCACCACAUCUCUUACGGAACGCAGCGAGCCGCGAGACACGAGCAGGAACAGCAGCAGCAGCAGCAGCACCGCUCCACACCUCCACCUCAUCACACCAUGGCCAGCGCAGAAAGCGAAGAUUCUGAACAAGAAAUAACGUCUUUAGCCAUACCCUCCUUGAGGUGUGUCGUGGGCGAUGCGGCCGCCCACGCCUCCCGUGCGAACUUGUGCGAAUGUUUUGACGCGCGCUUGGUAUUUCUGUCUGCGCCGCGCGACGCCCCGCCCGCGCCCCCGGCGCCGCCCCUGCCCUCGCCCCCGGCGCCGCCCCUGCCCUCGCCCCCGCCUGUCAGAGCGGCGCCGUUCGAUCGGGCCGGUGCCCGUCUGCUGGGGCGAGGCGCCGCCGCGCCGCGCCGCGCCGCGCCGCGCGACCUGGGAGAACUCAACAUGAGCUGA
Messenger RNA from Gryllus bimaculatus (two-spotted cricket), 492 nucleotides. NCBI's taxonomy places the organism in Eukaryota, Metazoa, Arthropoda, Insecta, Orthoptera, Gryllidae. The record is from the annotation of a GenBank genome assembly.